Sphaerodactylus townsendi is the source of this 566-nucleotide messenger RNA. Its product is annotated as V-type proton ATPase 16 kDa proteolipid subunit c-like. The record is from RefSeq and is a predicted model, not a curated record. The transcript has a single exon. Gene Ontology annotation, cellular component: proton-transporting V-type ATPase, V0 domain. Bases 39 to 503 code for a protein of 154 amino acids. Gene Ontology annotation, biological process: proton transmembrane transport. Gene Ontology annotation, molecular function: proton-transporting ATPase activity, rotational mechanism. Lineage: Eukaryota; Metazoa; Chordata; Lepidosauria; Squamata; Sphaerodactylidae.
CCCCUCCUUUCUUUCCUCCCUCCUUUUUCGCCUCAGCCAUGGCCUCCGCUCCGGAAUACUCCUCUUUCUUCGCCGUCAUGGGCGCCUCGGCUGCCAUGGUCUUCAGCGCCUUGGGCGCCGCAUAUGGCACAGCGAAGAGCGGGACAGGUAUUGCAGCCAUGUCCGUCAUGCGGCCAGAGCUGAUCAUGAAGUCCAUCAUCCCUGUGGUCAUGGCAGGCAUCAUAGCAAUCUACGGCCUGGUAGUGGCAGUCCUCAUCGCCACCUCCCUCACGGUCGACAUCACGCUAUACAAGAGUUUCCUUCAGCUGCGCCGGGUCUGGAGCGUGGGCAAUUUGAGCGUUCCACGCCGGCUUUUUGCCAUUGGUGCAUCGCGGCUUUAUGCAGGCUGCAUCGGGACAGCGCAGCAGCCCAGGUUAUUUGUGGGCAUGAUCCUAAUCUUGAUCUUCGCUGAAGUCUUGGGUCUCUAUGGCCUCAUCGUGGCCCUUAUUCUUUCCACAAAGUAAAUUAAAUUUUAAAAAAAUGCCACAGAAUACGGUGUGUAUAAAAAAAAAAUAUUUAUUAGAAAU